GACCUGUGCAUAUGGAGGGCCAGUUGUAUUUGGAACAUAAAUCUUCAUUGCCUAGGACUAAAAAGUUUCUUGUUGUUUUGUUUCUUUCUGACACCAAAUAUGUGGUAUCUUUUAUUCUUCGAUAUCAAGUGGUGUUCACAUGUUGAUCCUGUUCUGACACUAACUGCCCAGAAGCAGCAUAGACCCCACAGUUAAGGGCUCAGUCUCCCACAACUGCCCCACUUCAGCACCAGUAGCCACCUGGGGUAGGUUGUACCUGUGUUUCUCACCUAACAGAUAGGAGCCAGUGGUCCCCACAGCUACCCUCCUCAGAUCUGAGCAUUUGUCAUGACGACUCAGGAAUCUCUGGAAAACACUUGUUUGCCAGUUUAUUACAAAGGGUACAACUCAGAAGCCACUUUCAAAGGAAGAUCUGCAUGGGGCAAGGCCAUGGAGGGGUCUCUGUCCAGGCAUUUCGUUUUCCCAGCAGGUCGGGGUGUUUGCCAGCCUGGGAUCUGCCUGGAUUUUGUCGUUUAAGGCUUCUUUUCUGUUUUGAGAUAAUGGGGAUUGAACCCAGGGCCUUGCACAUGCUAGCAGAAAUUCAGGAAGCAAAAGCUCCCAGUCCUUCCAUAAACCGGCAAACCAGCAUUGAAACAGACAGAGUGUCUAAGGAGUUCAUAGAGUUUCUCAAGACCUUCCACAAGACCGGACAAGAGAUCUAUAAACAGACCAAGAUUUUUUUGGAAGGAAUGCAUUACAAAAGGGAUUUGAGCAUCGAGGAGCAGUCAGAGUGUACUCAGGAUUUUUACCAGAAUGUGGCGGAAAGAAUGCAGACUCGUGGAAAAGUGCCUCCAGAAAGAGUCGAGAAGAUAAUGGAUCAGAUUGAGAAGUACAUCAUGACGCGCCUCUACAAGUACGUGUUCUGUCCAGAAACCACUGAUGAUGAGAAGAAGGACCUCGCCAUUCAGAAGAGGAUCAGAGCCCUGCACUGGGUCACACCUCAGAUGCUUUGUGUCCCUGUAAACGAAGAAAUUCCAGAAGUGUCUGACAUGGUGGUGAAAGCGAUCACAGAUAUCAUUGAGAUGGACUCAAAGCGUGUGCCUCGAGAUAAGUUGGCCUGCAUCACCCGGUGCAGCAAGCACAUCUUCAACGCCAUCAAGAUCACCAAGAACGAGCCUGCAUCUGCGGACGACUUCCUGCCCACACUCAUCUACAUCGUGCUGAAGGGCAACCCCCCACGCCUGCAGUCCAACAUCCAGUAUGUCACCCGCUUCUGCAACCCCAGCCGGCUGAUGACGGGGGAGGAUGGCUACUACUUCACCAACCUGUGCUGUGCUGUGGCUUUCAUUGAGAAAUUAGAUGCCCAGUCGUUGAAUCUAAGCCAGGAGGAUUUUGAUCGCUACAUGUCCGGCCAGACCUCUCCCAGAAAGCAAGAACCCGAGAGUUGGUCUCCUGAUGCUUGCUUAGGUGUGAAGCAGAUGUAUAAGAACUUGGAUCUCCUGUCUCAGUUGAAUGAAAGACAGGAAAGAAUCAUGAAUGAAGCCAAGAAACUUGAAAAAGACUUAAUUGAUUGGACAGAUGGAAUUGCAAAAGAAGUUCAAGACAUUGUGGAGAAAUACCCACUUGAAAUUAAGCCCCAGAGCCAACCAUUAGCAGCUAUAGACUCUGAAAACGUUGAAAAUGACAAGCUUCCUCCACCCUUGCAACCUCAGGUGUAUGCAGGAUGAUGGACAUUACGUGGCAGCACUAUCGGAGCCUGCAUCGUAGGUAGCCUUACUGCAGCCUGCCAGUGGGUCUGGAUGUAGCUUGACUGCUUAUAAAUGGCAGAGUGUUUUUAAGGUACAGUUCGCGGGGGUUGUUUUGUUUGUUUUGUUUUCUUUUUCCUGGUAGGGGAAGCUUAGUUAAUAAUAAAGUACUAUUUAUUUGAGUUACUGAAAGAGAUUCAUUCAAGGCUUGUGUGGAAGUUUCGUCUGACCCUUUGUUUCCUCCGUGGUUCUGUGUGCCUCCUCCAUGGCAUUCGCUUGGUUUGGUUUUGGGGAGUAAUUGCCUUCACAGGGUGAAACAGGCAGACGCUGGCCAGUUAUGUGUGAGAGAAUUCACUGUUGUCACUGUCCCACGGUUUGAAAUAAUUUUGUAAUUGUAAAGAUAGAAGAUAUAUCAAUAAGUAAAUAUGUAAAAUUGUAAAUAUGUAAAGGUGUUGUGCAUGGCAUUCCAUGUAUGUUUAUUUUUCAGUUUAAAAUGAACUAUGUUGAAUGUUUGUCUUCA
Messenger RNA from Sciurus carolinensis (gray squirrel), 2244 nucleotides. RefSeq names its product RAB guanine nucleotide exchange factor 1 (gene Rabgef1). Bases 417 to 1706 code for a protein of 429 amino acids. Gene Ontology annotation, molecular function: guanyl-nucleotide exchange factor activity; zinc ion binding; DNA binding. The record is from RefSeq and is a predicted model, not a curated record. Gene Ontology annotation, cellular component: endocytic vesicle; cytosol. Gene Ontology annotation, biological process: vesicle-mediated transport. NCBI's taxonomy places the organism in Eukaryota, Metazoa, Chordata, Mammalia, Rodentia, Sciuridae. The transcript is spliced from 7 exons.